UUUAAUGUUAAGGGUCACUCUGACGGGCACAAAAUAAAAUGUGCCCAUCAAAGUGCCCUUAACAUAAAAUGUGCCCAUCAGCAUGCCGCUUAUUUUAUGUUAAAGGGAACUUUGAUGGGCACAUUUUAUGUUAAGGGGAAUUCUGAUGAGUACAUUUUAUGUUAAGGUGCACUCUGAUGGGCACAAUUUAUGUUAAGGGAACACAUAUGGGCACACACUGUGGAAAGGGGCACUCUGAUGGUCACAUGUGUUGGAAAGGGGCACUCUGAUGGGGAAAUCUGAUGUAAGGUGGCAAUGUGAUGGGGAUACCUGAUGUAAAGGAGCACUCUGA
This is a messenger RNA of Staurois parvus, 331 nucleotides long. The record is from the annotation of a GenBank genome assembly. NCBI's taxonomy places the organism in Eukaryota, Metazoa, Chordata, Amphibia, Anura, Ranidae.